ACGUGUUACCGCGAAAUUAAAACCACCGCGAAAAGUCCUUUUUCCCGCAACCACGAAAUUAAAUCCCCGCGAACUUAAAUGCAUUUACAGUACUGUGCAGCUGUGGACUUAGCAGACUUGAAUUCAAAGGCCAUGAAUGUCAUUUAUCCAUACAUUACGUAGACGUGACGGCAUCCAUGGAGACACACAGGUAUCAAUGAUAUACAAUAUUCAAGUAAGACAAUAAACUGAAACCCUCCGAAGCUUUGGUCAGUUGACUGUAACAGUGCUGUCACAGUUCGCUACAGACAACAUUCGUCAAAUUGGGUUUAGGACUAGACUAUUCUCUAUAUGGGGGUGGGGUCAUUCGAACAUCACAACACAAAGUAAAAUAACACUAGAUUACUUAGAAUGAUAAGUCUUAUUGUUAUCUUCCAAGGAAAAAUAAUAAAUUCUUCAUACAUAGGAAGACAAAAUUUAAGAAACAAUCCAUGCGAUUUAGCAUGUAUACAUAUGCCUUAUAGUUAUUUGCACCGCCCCCGUUGCAGACAACACAGAUCAACUUGUUUUGCUGGACGGAAAAUUGGCACGUUGUAAAUUUCGCAAACGCCUGUGGUCAACAUACGUAAUCCAAAAACAAGGGCCAAACAAGCUCUAAAUCUAAUGUACAACUUGCAAUCCAGAAACUUCAACUUCCAGCAUUCUAACUCCUAAGCAGGAAGAUGUGGUUAACGACGAUAUCUGCAAGUCUGUUGGUUGUACUUUUUGUAACCUGGUUCAUGGAGUACAUCAAAAGAUGGCGGAUGCCCCCUGGACCGUUUCCCUGGCCAAUCAUAGGAAAUCUUCCAAUGUUUGCUGGCAAGUCCCAUUUGACCUUCAUCGACCUUGCGAAGAAGUAUGGCGACGUUUUCAGCCUGAAGCAGGGCAUGACGGACGUGGUGGUGCUGAACAGCGUGGAUGCCGUACGGGAAGCUCUGGUGGAGAAGAGUGUUCAGUUUGCAGGCAGGCCCCAUCUACAAUCUCUUGAUAUAAGGACGGAGGGUAGGAGAAACAUGGCUUUUGCUGACUACAGUCCGGCCUGGAAACAGCACAGAAAGCUCGUCAAGAGUGCUCUCAGAGAAUAUGCCUCGGAUACAAAACUGGAAACUAAAGCCCACGAAGCUCUUCGGGACAUCAUUGAUGAACUUGCGAAGGUCGAGGGUCAAGCAGUGGAUCUUAAUGUGCACAUCUUCAAUCUGGUCUACAAUGUUGUCUGCCCAGUCGUCUUUGGUGUCAGAUUCCGGAUGGAAGAUGAGGAUUUCCAGAAUCUGAUGAAGUUCAGUGACGAUUUAUUAAAAAAAGAUCCCCCUCUCGGUGACAUCUACCCUUCAAUUGGGUUUCUGCCUAAUCGAGCAAAGACCGACUUGCAGAAGCUGAUGGAGCCCUUUUUGGGUUACUGCAAACGCCAAGUGGAACAGCACCGCAUGGACUUCAACCCAGAUAAUCUGCGUGACGUCACAGAUCACAUGAUCAAGGCUCAGAAGGAGGCUGAAGAGGAUGGAGCCCACGACAUCACUGCUCUGACAGACACUCAUCUUCGGCAGAUUGUAGCUGACGUCUUUUUAGGCGGUACAGAAACGACGACUCAGGUCCUACGCUGGGCCAUCCUGUACCUUGCUGCCCACCUGGAGAUACAGGAGAAGGUGACUGCAGAAUUAGACAGGGUGGUGGGCCGUGACAGGCUGCCGGAGCUGUCCGACCGCCAGAAUACUCCAUACACGGAGGCGACUGUCAAUGAAGUACUGAGGAUGGGGCUGAUUGAUCCACUUUCUUUACCCCAUGCUACGACUGUAGACACUUCGCUGCGAGGGUACCAUAUUCCGAAGGGCACGGUGGUACUGCCGAACCUGUGGGCCCUGCACCACGACCCUGCCAUCUGGGGAGAUCCUCACACCUUCCGUCCGGAACGUUUCCUGGAUGAGACUGGCAAGCUCAUACCAAAGCCUUUUGCCCUGAUGCCUUUUAGUGUUGGUCGCCGUGCAUGCCCAGGAGACAAAAUGGGCAUGGCCGAUACGUAUCUCCUGUUGGGCGGACUGGUUCAAAACUUCCACUUCAGCUUCCCGAAAGGAGAAAGGCCAACUGACUUCAGCUCUGAUGAAACGGGAGGCGGAAAUGUCUGCCAACCUGCACCCUACAAGGUGGUUCUGACCUACCGGAAGUAGAUGUGCGACAACCGGAAGUGAUUGAUGAAAGCUAGAUCUAGCAUGCGUUUCCAGGCAUGAUUGGAAAACAAUAGCGAGAAACACAUGUUGUGAUUUAAUAUAUAGAAGAAACAGAUAACAAGUUUUUAACUCUCUGGCAACGACAGCAGAUGAAAACUGCACCGCAAACCAUUCCGUAAUUUUGUAAAUAUGUGUGAUUAAAAGGCUCAGUAUAUGCAUGUUUUUGUACGCCAACCAUUAGUAACUCGAGCAACUGAAUAUAAUUUUGUAAUAUCUGUUUCUAGCUAUAGUGAGAUAUUGGUAGCUAGCCUGGGUACCAUCCGAUAUUUACCGGGACUCCUUAUGAGGAUGGUACCGAGGCUAAUUUGUAGCUAGGAAAGCAAUACAUAUUUGUAUCAAGUGAGUUGGACUUCUGUAGCUGGUGACUUAGAUAUUUGUAUCUAGUAUUAUAUGUUGGCCCCAGCGAGUUAGCUAUUUGUAGCAAGUGGUUAAGUUGUAGCUAGUGUAUCAUGUAUGUGUACAUAGUCCUUUACAAUUUCUGUAGCUAGUGAGAUAUUUGUAAGAUUGUGAUUUGAUAUUUGUAGCAAAUAGAUUUGAUAAUUGUAGCACUGAAUGAACUAAUUUGCCGCUUAAUAUGCGUUAGGGACAAGAACAGAAUAGUGCAACAUAUGUUUUUUCUGUAUGAUGUUAUUGUAAUAAGUAAACAACGUUAACAUGAAGGCAGCAUUUACAAAAUUGUUCACACCCUUGUAGAAUGCACAUUACCAAGCGAAUGAAAUGGCCUCGAAUUUCCAGAACAAAACAUAUGUCUAAACUGUAAUUUAGUUGGAGUAGUUAGAGCGGCGGCCUUUUGUAGCAAUAUGUAAAUAAUACAAGGAAUUCGAAGAGAUGUCUGAACAUAAUAGACUAGAUAGAUUUGCCUUUCUCAUUCAAACACAUAAGAAAUGCAAGACUUAGUUUGAAUAUCUAAUGAGUAAAGACAAACCUUUGAUUUUGAAAUAUG
Molecule: messenger RNA, 3183 nt
Organism: Branchiostoma floridae (Florida lancelet)
Lineage: Eukaryota; Metazoa; Chordata; Leptocardii; Amphioxiformes; Branchiostomatidae
Product: steroid 17-alpha-hydroxylase/17,20 lyase-like
Exons: 11
Coding region: 702-2180 (492 amino acids)
Biological process (GO): hormone biosynthetic process; progesterone metabolic process
Molecular function (GO): heme binding; steroid 17-alpha-monooxygenase activity; iron ion binding
Source: RefSeq, a predicted model, not a curated record